Xenia sp. Carnegie-2017 is the source of this 3558-nucleotide messenger RNA. RefSeq lists its product as uncharacterized. Gene Ontology annotation, cellular component: membrane. Gene Ontology annotation, molecular function: glycerophospholipase activity; protein binding. The coding region runs from base 357 to 2465 and encodes 702 amino acids. Gene Ontology annotation, biological process: fatty acid metabolic process. The record is from RefSeq and is a predicted model, not a curated record. The transcript is spliced from 4 exons. NCBI's taxonomy places the organism in Eukaryota, Metazoa, Cnidaria, Anthozoa, Malacalcyonacea, Xeniidae.
CUAUCUUAGAUAGCAACCUGCAGUGUUUGACUGCGACUCUACGUCUGCCAUGAUAAGGAGCUUCACAAAUUCUAAAUGCAAUCGCAUUGAAACAGAUAUCAUCAUUUUUCUCAAGACUUUUUACGGUAUAUUGACAAAUUUCUGAUUUGAACAAGCUCUUCACUUCUCUCGACACAGCAACCUGCAGUGUUUGACUGCGACUCUACGUCUGCUAUGAUAAGGAGCUUCACAAAUUCUAAAAGCAAUCGCAUUGAAACAGAUAUCAUCAUUUUUCUCAAGACUUUUUACGGUAUAAUGACAAAUUUCUGAUUUGAACAAGCUCUUCACUUCUCUCGACACAGGUCAUAAACGUGAAAAUGGAUUCAAUAGAAAAAAAUAUCAACAUAUUGUCUUUCGAUGGUGGAGGAAGUAAAGGCUUCAUGGAGUUGAAGAUUCUGGACGAUAUUUUACGAUUAGCAACAAUUGUGUUAAGAAAUCCAAAGACAUUGAAUUACCUUGUAAACAAACACAAUGACGAAAGCGAAGUAAAUUUCUUGGAAGAUCGUGACGUUCGAGAACGUUUGAUCAAUGAUCUGAGAAAAGUUGAGGAUCCCAUUCAUCCCACCGAUGUUUACGACAUGAUUGUUGGAACCAGUACAGGAGGUCUGAUUGCGUUUGGUUUGGUUGGUGGAAAUAAAGUCGGAGAUAACCAUCAUGAAAGGAAACGGAUGACUGUGGAAGAAUGCAUUGAGAUGUAUCGCAGCAAAACAAAGAUGAUACUCGAAAGGUCUUGGAACAAGAGUACUUCACUAUUUAAAUAUUCAAAAGACAACGUAAAGAAGUCCUUAGAAGAACAGUUCAAUGAGUGCAGCUUAAGUGACAUACGGGAAAAGGGUUCUCCAAAAUGUGUGGCCGGAGCUGUUGCCAGAAGACUCAGCCAAAGUGAAGGAAUGGUACUGUUCGAUACAGCAAGCGAAGACUACAAGAAUCACAAGGCUUGCGAAGUCUUGCUCGCAACCUCAAAUGCUCCAAUAUACUUUGACACUCCAGUUAAAAUUGGCAACGAUGAAUUUGUCGACGGUGGUGUUGGUGCAAAUUGUCCUUUGGCACAAGCAAUUCCCCGAGCAAUGAAAAUCUUUGGUGAUGACGGUAAACACGUAAAAAUAUUUUCAGUUUUAUCAAUCGCACCCCCACUGUCAACGAAAGGUCCUUCUGAUGAUUCCAGUUCUCUUCAUUGGUUAUGUUAUUUAUUUCACUUGUGCACCAAUGGAAACGCAGUAUACAACGAUGUUGUGGCGCAAUAUAGAAGGAACAAAACUUUGUUUCAAAGAUUUUCCCCACGUGGUAAGAAAUUGAAAAAAAUUAAACUUGAUGAAACCAAUAUCAGAAAGAUGGAGAAGAAAAUGGAAAAAGCGAAGUCCAAGGACGAUAUGUUUCUUGUCGACGUUGUUGCUGCUGCAAUGGUUGUUGUUCUCGCGUAUAUAAGCAAAAAUUCAUCGGGAGCAACAGGAAAUAUUCAGGAAAAUUAUCUUACGUUGAAAGCUGCAGCACCACUUGCUGAAGCUGCAGGAUGUGCUUACGAAAGUAGGAAAGAAUUAAACUGGGCAAAUGUUUCUUACGAGACAAGCAGAAGUCUGCACGAGAAACACGACAAUAAUUUGAGUGUGAUUAAGAUUAAUUAUAAAAUCGCAAAAUGCCAGAAAGAACUUGGAAACUACGAGAUCGCUAUUGACCUAUUUAAAUCAAACGUGAAGCACCUUGUUCACCAUCAAGAUGACCCAAAUUGCUUAAAGCUACUUGUUGAUGCCAUGUUGAGCAUAGCAGAAUGCUGCACAACUUGUCUUCGAUAUGUUGAAGCGGAAACAUAUUUGCAUGAUGUACUCGAAAAACACAUUAAAGAGAAGAAGAAAUUUGUACGUGUCAUUAUCUAUGUAGCAUGGUUCAAGCAACAACAAGGAAAACUAGACGAAGCUUUUAAACUCUACUGGGAGGCAUCCAAAUGCCCAGUAGACAGCAAUAGCCUUGAUGAAGCACAAAUGCUAAUUAUACUUAGUAAUCAGGGACUGUGUCUCUUAACACUUGGGAUUAACGAAAAAAAUUUAAUAAGGCAAGCGAAAGAUGUAAGAAAAAAGAUGAAACAAGAAAGCGAUCCUCUGGUUGCCGAGUCUCUCAACUAUUUCGGAUCAUUCUUGAUGAAAAAGGAAGAAUAUGACGACGCAUAUGAAAAUCUAAUAAAAGCAAAAGCCAUAUACGAAAGGCAAAAAAUCACUGAUGAACUUAAAUUUGCCAUGGUAUUGACGAAUCUGGCAAGCUGCCCGUCCUCACAGCAAUCACCCCAAGUCGCCUUGAGUCGUGCACAAGAAGCUUUGGAACAGAUGAAAAAAAAGUCCUGCAUUAUAACUGUCUUGAAAUCGCCAAUGCCUUGUCAGUUCUUGGUGGGUGCCUUUUUAAAACCGGAUAUAAAGAAGCAAAGAAAUGCCUCUUAGAGGCUUCGGAUAUGAUCGAAAAUUUGUUUUCGGAAAAUCACCCAUGGCUGAUCGACAUUUAUCAGCUGCUUUACGAAUUGUAUAAGGUGGAAAUCGGCAAACAGAGGGAGGCUGAAAAUUAUAAAAUGAAAAUAAAGAGUAUCGAAAACGAAAUGAAGAAAAUGGCCAAAGUCACUACGAAAUGGAUAAAGAAAAUGGUCGAAGACAGUAGCGGAUCCGGAGAAGAUCCACCCUUUGUCCUAGAGACGAAAACAAGUCAGAAGAGACAAAGGACAAGCGACGUAAAAGAUCAAGAAAGCAGUAAAAGAAUGAAAGAAAAUCCGCAUAAUUUGGAUGAGGUGGUAUCUUUCAUAAAGUUGGAGAUGUAAGGAAUGCAAUAUAAAUUAUAAGUUGAAUAUUUAUGUGAAGGAUUGUUUCAUUCACGAGUAGCUGCAUUCAACUAAUUAAAUCCUAUUUCGUUGUAAAUCACAAAUUUCUCUGCAUUGCCAACAAGGAUAAUGUGAUUAGUCGAGUGACAAAAAAUCCAAGCAAGGGCAGUCGGCAAAUGCAAAAAGAUUCACUGGCAGUGACCACAAAGCAUAUUUUUAGAAAUACACAACAUAUUUUAAAGUUUGAUGUUAAUAGUGUUGAAAUUGUAUAACAUGUCUAGCACCAUGAUCAAUCUGGUUUAUCAUUUGCAUUGACCACACACUUGAAAAGCUAUUCACAUGUACGCAAAGCGUGCCUACUUUUACUUUUUAGUCCAGGCUCGAAUCCAACCACGAGUCUAAGAACGAGUCCUAGUUCGAGUCGAAGCUCAAGUCCUUUGUUCGUUACGUAUAGUAUAUCUCGUUAGAUUGUUGUUAUUUUAUAAUAUGCAUUAAAGCAUACAUAAUUGUGGAACUCCGCUUUAUGGUCAUCUCGGUGACACGAUCAUACGGUCACUUUUUGUUAAGGCGAAACACUAAUGUAUUUUAUAUUAAAGUUAUACCCGCUAAAAUACAGCCAGCCAUUAAUACGGUCAGCCAUUAAUAUUACUGCUAACCAUUGAAGUAGCAAAUAUGUUUAAAGACAAAAAUAAAGUAUAAUUUUAGACAUCUCUUGUAGAAGACAA